Messenger RNA from Dicrocoelium dendriticum, 2166 nucleotides. NCBI's taxonomy places the organism in Eukaryota, Metazoa, Platyhelminthes, Trematoda, Plagiorchiida, Dicrocoeliidae. The record is from the annotation of a GenBank genome assembly.
UUCCUUCUUACCUACCCGUAGCUGUAUCUCCCACUAACCUGUAUGUCCAUCAGACAAUUCGAAGGCUUGUACUUGCCAAAUUCACUUACUCUACAUCUACCCUUGGAAGUACCUAUUGAUCCCUCGCCAUUAGCUCAUGAUUUUGUCGUUGGUGCUUCACACUCUGCUAUCAACGUCCUGAAACCUUUGGGGAUGCCGGUUGCUGGGAAGGUUGCUGGCCUAUCACACAAAGCUAUACCAAGAAAUCCCAAGUACGAGGAUGUCACCCCCAUUGUUGACACCGGAGCUAGUAUGUCUCGUUAUCUCAAGAGAAUUGAAGAGCUCCGCGAGAAUUUUAGGAUACGGGACGACGAAAUUUUCAAACGCUUGAAAUUAUCCACCUUCGUCCAACUGAUACUGCAAGUCCAUGAGACCACGAAGCAAAAUAUUAAUAUUCAGACUUUUGAUGCGGCUCUGGGAGACUGUGCAAACGGAGGCCCAAAUGCUGGGCGACCAGAAGAAACUCAGAUUGUCGGUGCUAAGCCUCCACAUGACUCCCAGAUUUCAUUUCCUUCGCGCUCAACUCUUGAAAAUUUAAUCCAUGGAGUCGGUGAGCUUGACAGCUACUACUCUCAGCAAGCGACAGAAGAGGUGGCAUCAGCGAGAAAAGUGAACGAAGCUAACUUGUCUGGUUCAGCUCCCCCGUACUUGUUGCUUGACUUGCGAGACAGGGACGAGUUCGAUUCCUGCCACAUAAUCACCGCCCACAGUUAUCCUGCGGCUAUGCUUUCUCGGAGUAUUAACUACGAAACGGCAGCCAUGCUCGCGUUCCGCAACCAACCCGGUCGAAUCAUCGUGCUGUACGAUGAAGACGAGCGCAUCGCACCGCGGGCGGCAACCACGUUGGUACAGCGAGGAUACUCCAACCUAUAUCUCCUUUCUGGUGGACUGAAGUUGGCUUGGAAGCAAUUUCCAGAAGGACUUUUAAUUGGUGAAAUGCCAGCCUCUGUCAGACAGGCGUUGGGUUCCAGACGUCGAGAAAGGCCUGGUGGUUGUAAUGCUUUAAUCCGGGAAAAUUCUACCUCAGUUUCAUCUGAAAGUUGCGCACCCGGUUCUUGCCAGUCCUCCUCAUCAGUUCGAUCAAAAAAUACUACUGCAUCCGUUUACUGUCCUGUUGGUAGUCGGGAUACCACAAACGGAUUGGAACAGUUUUUACCGGAAGAUAUCGUUAAACUAACGAUGCAGUUGGAAAACGGGAUGGACGAUGGGCGCUCAAUUCGUUCUGGCUACACUCGUAGCACCAUCUCUUCUUUGCGACAUUCAAAUCGUGCAAUCCCGAAUGCAAAAAAACCAUUUAGAUGAAAUACAUGUGGAAGAAUGAAGAACUGCUACUUGAUAGGUAACUCUGUCAAACAUUCCCAACUGCACAUUAUGCGCGUCUAGUUAUCUCAAAGUUGUCUUCUCAGUUCCAACUUCACCUACUUCCUGUCAUCCUUCCUUUCUUGUAUCUUGACUUCUCUGUGAACACAACCGGUGCACCCUUUUCAUUCAUCAGGUUUCGGUGGCUUUCCAUCCCAUUGGUUUCUUUGCCCAUUGCUGUUAUUUCAUCAGAGCACGUGACGGCCUUUCCGUAUUGUCUCCUUCCCGAGCGAAGCUGACCAUACUCCAGUAUUACGACCAACAUAAACGUGUGCGGACAUGUGCUCGCUACUACUUGAUGCACACUGUGCAUUACUGUAAACCAUUCUCCACUUUGGUGGAUCAAUCUUGGUAUCUUUGCCUUAAGAAGCCUAAUCGCUUUCAAUUCUGCUCGCAAAAUUGUAAAUGUUUCCAAUUGCUGUCAACUGCUAAGACAUGGUUCGCCCUGCUGGACCGUAUGCAAAGAAAGAAUCUGAAUUAUGGACUAAUUCCCUGAGUAAUGUUAUGGAAUUUCUUUUAUCUCGCGUUCCUCCAGGUUAUCGACCUUGACCCAGUUCCAAAUGUAGAUGCUGAUCUACCGUUUCGUUAUUGCCAACACUUCAGCUACCCUUUCAGUACUUUAUCAAAUAAUCCACCGUUUGUGUGUUAUAAAAAUGAGUAUCUCGUUAGCUGUACGCCUUAAUGGCGCUUUGCUGCCGCGCGUAGGCUGAGUAUACCGCGAGGAUGCCCGCUCCUAUGCGCAUUCGAACGGGUGACCAUAUGAUUACA